AUGCCGUCGUCUAGCUCUGCUACGUCUACCGCCAACGGUCGCUCCAGCCGGACUGGAACUUCCAAAGGCACGGUCGUCCUCAAGCUGUCCUCUGACCUACUGAGUCGUUUUGCCAGUCCUGCCGACGUUAAAAGCAAGAUCAACAGCACCGACCUUCUCAGCUCUCCCAUCAAGAAGGAAACAAAGGAUAUGAAGGAAUCCUCUCCUGCCUCGUCUUUCGCGGACCCACCGAUUCCCCCUUCGUCCGUCGAUAAUGCCUCAGAUGCUGCCUCAACUCCCGCUACAGGUGCUGCGUCUGCAGAAACUCCUCGUCGGAAGGGUGUGCCUGGUCCUAAGCCUGGAAGCAAGAGAGGUCUCAACCAGACGGGUGAAGCGGUUCCCAAGGCGCGAGGGAAGCCUGGGCCGAAAAAGAAGCCUAGACUUGAUGAUGGAAACCUCGACGCAGCCAAACCCCUUCCACCUGGUCACAAGCUAGGCCCCAAGGCCAACACUGGUGCCAUUAAUGCUGGUCUGCGUGCUUUGGAUCGCUCGGGUGCUCCGUGUCGCAAGUGGCAGCGCAAGCCUCUACAACUCAAGAGCUUUACCGGCAUUCAAUGGCAGCUUUCCACCUGGAGCUUGCCCAAGUCCCAGAACCCCGAGCAGAACGGCGAAGUCAACGCGACUGUUCUUGAGACGGGUGACAGCGACAGCAAGGCCAACCAGAGUGCCAGUGGUGUCCCCAGCGAGAAAAGCAACUCUGGAGAUGGGGGUCUCACGCCAGUUCCUCAGCCAAUGGUCGAGGCUUCUUCUCCCGCUAUUGCAAUGACCGCCUAG
Molecule: messenger RNA, 813 nt
Organism: Aspergillus wentii DTO 134E9
Lineage: Eukaryota; Fungi; Ascomycota; Eurotiomycetes; Eurotiales; Aspergillaceae
Exons: 2
Coding region: 1-813 (270 amino acids)
Biological process (GO): chromatin remodeling
Cellular component (GO): Ino80 complex
Source: RefSeq, a predicted model, not a curated record